Messenger RNA from Zygotorulaspora mrakii, 705 nucleotides. RefSeq names its product ESCRT-I subunit protein VPS28 (gene VPS28). Gene Ontology annotation, molecular function: protein-containing complex binding. The coding region runs from base 1 to 705 and encodes 234 amino acids. Gene Ontology annotation, cellular component: ESCRT I complex. Gene Ontology annotation, biological process: protein transport to vacuole involved in ubiquitin-dependent protein catabolic process via the multivesicular body sorting pathway. The record is from RefSeq and is a predicted model, not a curated record. The transcript has a single exon. NCBI's taxonomy places the organism in Eukaryota, Fungi, Ascomycota, Saccharomycetes, Saccharomycetales, Saccharomycetaceae.
AUGGAAGAGGUACCUUUAUUUGAUCGCGACAUUUCACUAAAAGAGCGGGGGCUUAUUGAGACUCUGUCAGAGAUUUACUCCAUCAUAAUUACUGUUGAUCAAGUAGAGAAACUGUACUUGAAAGAUGUAAUAGAAAAUGAAAAUGCUUAUACGGUUCUUACAAAUAAACUACUAGCGCAAUAUAAUACAUUGCUGUCAAAUAAUGAAAACGAUUCCGAUUUUAAAGAGAAAUUCGGUAACUCCAUAACUGAGUUCAGCGAAAAGUAUAAUAUAAUAGCGCCUAAUGGGGUAAUACGGUUGGAAAAAGGUAUACCUAUGACCGUUGAACAUAUGAGCAAUAGUCAAAGUGAUUCAGGGAUGGCAAAAAACAAUAUCAAUAGCAAACACGUUGCAGAAGCAACAGGGAAUUUUAUUACGGUGAUGGAUGCAAUUAAACUGAAUUAUAGAGCCAAGGACCAAUUACAUCCAUUACUUGCUGAAUUGCUGUUAAGCAUCAACCGAAUCGGUGGUUUGCAUUCGAAUGAUAUGAGUAACGGGGAAAAAGGAUCAGAUAGAACUUUCGGAGAAAAUAAGAAGAAAUUGGUAGAAUGGAUUGUGAAGAUAAACAAGAUGAAAAUGAGUGAAGAACUUGAUGAAAAAGAGGCUAAAGAACUGCUAUUUGAUCUCGAUAUUGCAUACAAAAGCUUCUUUGCAAUGCUUAACUGA